Molecule: messenger RNA, 1550 nt
Organism: Delphinapterus leucas (beluga whale)
Lineage: Eukaryota; Metazoa; Chordata; Mammalia; Artiodactyla; Monodontidae
Gene: METTL17
Product: methyltransferase like 17
Biological process (GO): translation
Cellular component (GO): mitochondrial small ribosomal subunit
Molecular function (GO): structural constituent of ribosome; methyltransferase activity
Source: RefSeq, a predicted model, not a curated record
GCGGCGAGUGAGAGGGUCACUGCACCUAAAUUUCCGGAGCCGGUUCACCUCUGGCUCCAUGGCGACCGCUAGAGGACCGGCGUAUCUGCUGACAUUAGGCAGAUGGCGCGGCGGCCUCGGAAUAGCUACCCAGUCCCGAGCGCUCGCUGCCCUCGUGCCCGGCGUAUCCCAGGUGGAUAACCAGUCUGAUUUCCUGGGGAAGAGGUCCCAUCGCCGACACCCCGGCAUCCUGCAGCUGUCGCGCGUGCGGCUGCCGCAAGUAUUGGUUGACGCCGCGCAGUUACUGCUGCUGGAGAGCUCGAUGCCCAAUAUGGAGAAGCACGUGCAAGCAUUGACCAAUUAUCUCUGGAGUCGGCAUUUACCUGUAGAGCCAGAGGAGUUGCAAAGACGGGCUGUCCAUCUUGAGAAAAAAUUCCUGGAAAACGCAGACUCAUGUCAGAUGGAAAAACUUUGUGGAGAAGUGCUGCAUGCUCUGCGUAGAACUACCUAUCAUUGGCAAGAGUUGAGCUACAGUGAGGGACUGAGCCUGGUGUAUAUGGCAGCAAGACUGGAUGGUGGCUUUGCAGCAGUCUCCAGGGCAUUCCAUGAGAUCCAAGCUCGACUUCCAGAGUUCCAGCCACAAACCUUGAUGGACUUUGGCUCAGGUACUGGCUCUGUCACCUGGGCUGCUCAUAGUACUUGGGGCCAGAGCCUACGGGAAUAUAUGUGCGUGGACAGCUCAGCGGCCAUGUUGGAAUUGGCAGAAAAGCUACUGAAAGGUGGUUCAGGAUCUGGGAUGCCUUAUGUGCCAGGUGUCUUUUUCAGACAGUUUCUACCUGUAUCACCCAAGGUACAAUUUGAUGUGGUGGUAUCAGCCUUUUCUCUCAGUGAACUGCCCAGCAAGGCCAACCGCACUGACGUAGUCCAAACCUUGUGGCGCAAGACAGGUCAUUUUCUGAUAUUGGUGGAGAAUGGAACAAAAGCUGGGCACUCCCUUCUCAUGGACGCCAGGGACCUGGUCCUUAACGGAAAAGAGAAGUCACCUUUGGACCCUCGACCUGGUUUUGUCUUUGCCCCGUGUCCCCAUGAACUUCCCUGUCCCCAGUUGACAGCCUCUAAGCCCCUGGCCUGUAGCUUUUCCCAGGCCUACCAUCCCAUCCCCUUCAGCUGGAACAAGAAGCCAAAGGAGGAAAAGUUCUCGAUGGUAAUCCUUGCCCGAGGGUCUCCGGAGGAGGCUAAUCGCUGGCCCCGAAUCACUCAGCCUGUUCUUAAACGGCCACGCCAUGUGCAUUGUCACCUGUGCUGUCCAGAUGGGCAUAUGCAGCAUGCUGUGAUCACAGCCCGCAGACAUGGCAGGGAUUUGUAUCGCUGUGCCCGUGUCAGCUCCUGGGGAGAUCGUUUACCUGUGAUCACGCCAUCUGAGCUUCCUCCAUCACCUGCUCAAGAUCCCCCUGAGAGUUGACAAGGAUGUGUAACAUGUGUUUUCUUCUAUCGUGACUGCCAAGGCUGAAGCUACCUGGUAUCCAGGAUGGGAGUGCUGGUACUUUUACAGCAAAAAACUAGUUAAAAUA